CCCGUUCCCCCAAGUCUAUCAGCCAAAGCAUCGCCCGCCGAUGGCGUCUCCGCCCCACUCAGUCGAGGUCCGGACCCCCGGCGACUCGCCGCGGCCCACCGCCGCUCUCCUCUCCCCCUCCGUGGCCGCACCCCAGCCCUCCAACGCCUCCCGCCUCCUGCUCCUCCUCACCGCGGCCGUCGCCGCCGCUACGGCCUUCGUCCUGCUCCGCCCGCCCAUCACCGUCGUGACCGCGGCGUCCGCCACCGCGCGGCCGCUCUCCAAGCUCUCCAAGCCCGUGGUGCUGCUCAUUUCCUCGGACGGCUUCCGCUUCGGGUACCAGUACAAGGCCCCCCUCCCGCACAUCCGCCGCCUCUUCGCCAAUGGCACAUCCGCCGCCGAGGGCCUGAUCCCCGUCUUCCCCACGCUCACCUUCCCCAACCACUACUCCAUCGUCACCGGCCUCUACCCCUCCUCCCACGGCAUCAUCAACAACUACUUCCCCGAUCCCAUCUCGGGGGACUACUUCACCAUGAAAAACCACGAUCCCAAGUGGUGGCUCGGGGAGCCGCUCUGGGCCACCGCUGCCGCCCAGGGGGUCCUGUCUGCCACAUUCUUCUGGCCGGGUUCGGAGGUUACGAAGGGUUCCUGGAACUGCCCCGACAAGUACUGCCGCCACUACAAUGGCUCGGUGCCGUUUGAGGAGAGGGUCGACACCAUCCUUGGCUAUUUUGAUCUCCCGCCUAACCAAAUGCCACAGUUCAUGACGCUGUACUUUGAGGAUCCUGAUCACCAGGGGCACCAGGUGGGUCCUGACGAUCCCUCAAUCACCGAUGCGGUCGUACAUAUAGAUGAGAUGCUCGGGAGGCUCAUUGCUGGUUUGGAGGCUAGGGGAAUGUUUGAGGAUGUGAACAUUAUAUUGGUAGGUGACCAUGGUAUGGUUGGGACCUGCGAUAGGAAGCUUGUGUUUCUCGAAGAGUUGGCUCCAUGGAUCGAGUUGAAGUCAGAUUGGGUUCUGUCAGUGACGCCAUUGCUGGCAAUCAGGCCGCCAGAUGGUGUGUCGCCAGCUGAGGUUGUGGCCAAGAUGAAUGAGGGGCUUGGAUCUGGGAAGGUGAAGAAUGGGGAAUAUUUGAAAAUGUACUUAAAAGAGGAGUUGCCUACUCGCCUGCAUUAUUCAGAGAGUUACAGGAUCCCACCAAUCAUCGGGCUGGUUGGGGAAGGGUAUAAGAUCGAGAUGAAGCGCUCCAAGAGAAAUGAGUGUGGAGGAGCCCAUGGGUACGACAAUGCCUUCUUCUCAAUGAGGACCAUAUUUGCCGCACAUGGACCUCGUUUUCAGGGUGGUAGAACUGUGCCCUCAUUUGAGAAUGCGGAGAUAUACAAUGUCAUGGCUUCCAUUCUCAAUUUGAAGCCUGCUCCAAACAAUGGUUCAGCUUCUUUCCCUGGCACGAUUCUGUUGCCGAACAAAUGAUCAUGGAUUGGUUUUGUAGGAGUAAGGGCACAUGGAUGUAUGAUGGUGUUCUCAUUUGGUUAUUGUAUUGUACCUCUUAAAUUAGACUUCUGCCACAUCACUGUAUCUGAGCAAAAAUGCUGCUAGUAGAGAGUUGCUUCUCUCUAGUGACAACAUUUGGAAACAUGUUUCACAUCAAA
Molecule: messenger RNA, 1626 nt
Organism: Zea mays
Lineage: Eukaryota; Viridiplantae; Streptophyta; Magnoliopsida; Poales; Poaceae
Exons: 1
Coding region: 41-1447 (468 amino acids)
Cellular component (GO): vacuole
Source: RefSeq, marked provisional